Chara braunii is the source of this 3807-nucleotide messenger RNA. The record is from the annotation of a GenBank genome assembly. Lineage: Eukaryota; Viridiplantae; Streptophyta; Charophyceae; Charales; Characeae.
GUGUGUGUGUGUGUGUGUGUGUGUGUGUGUGUGUGUAAGAGAGAGAGAGAGAGAGAGAAUAUGGUGGGGGAGACCUGGAGAAACCGGCUAAGGGGAGAAAAGGGCAGCGUUGACGACAACGGAAAUCAUGAUCAACGAGGGGGAGGAGAUGGAGAUGGAGAUGCUAUCGCUGUUGGAGCCGAUGGCGCGCUGCGCGUCGCUGGCCAUCGCUAUGGCUAUGGCGACGGCUACAACUAUCACGACGAUAGCGUUAAGGAUUAUUAUUAUGAUAUUAACGAUGGUGGUGAUCAUUGCGGUCAUGGUGGUAAUGGAGGUGAUGGAGGUGAUGGAGGUGAUGCUAUCCCAGGGCGGGGAGACCAAGAUGUCAAAGGAUAUCUCGGGACGAAUACACUUAUGUCACGUCGUGAACGACCGGCCAUGGAGUCGAUGGACCUGGGGUCGGCUAGUACUUCGACUGGGGACUUCUUUCGCCGGCUAUGGGGGACUGCUGCUGUGGCCUCUGAAAUGCUGCAGAACCGAUGGACACUUCUUGUCGCCGUCUUCUGGCUUGAGGUUUUUGCUGGCAUCCAGUAUGCAUUCCCUCUGCUUUCACCGGGGAUCAAACGUUCACUUAUGUACGAUCAGGAAGAGAUUGAUGUCAUGGCUGCCGCCAAGGACUUCUCUUGCAGCUUCAAGUUCGUUGCCGCACUGUUGAUGAACUACUUGAGUACCCCUCUUGUUUUAGUGAUUGGUGCUUCAUUCAAUGUCAUCGGGUUCCUUUCGCUGUGGUUGGCGGUACGACACAAGAUCGAGAUCGGGUAUUGGAUGUUGACUUCUGCUGUUGUGAUUGGUCAUCAGGCUAAUGCCAUGGUUGACGUUGUUGCCAUGGUUGCAUGUGUAACUCACUUUCCAGUAAGGCGCGGUGUGGCGAUUGGAUUGUCGAAGUGUAUACUGGGCUUGUCUGCCGCCAUGGUCACUCAGAUUUACCGCUCAUUCUUCGACCCGAAUGUGGAGCUUUUUCUAUUGGUUCUUGCGACUGUGCCGACAUUGAUAAUGUUGUUAGAAUCGCCAUUAUUCCGGGCCUUCACCAAGCCCGAUGUCGAAGAUGCUGCGACCGCAGAGGCCCGGUUUCGAUUUGUUGAUGCAGCGGUACUUGCUCUGGUCUUCUAUCUUCUGAUGAUCACAUUUACUGAGGAAUACUGGAUAACGACCAAGUUUGCCAAAUAUGCCAGCACAGGCGUGAUGCUGAUCAUUUUCUGCCUUCCAUUACUGGCGCCGCUUGUUCAUGGGAAGUCGUCACCAUCUGAUGCGAGUGAGGAUAACGAAGUCUUUCAUAAGCAGAAAGCGCAUCAAGUUGGCGGAGAGGGGGCGGGGGAAGAACAUGACAUCUCAGUUGUGGCCCACUGCCACCACAAUACUCUCAAUAGCCCGCUACUUCCCGAAGGUUCGGAGGAAGAAGAGGAUGUGAAGCUGCCCGAUAUGACCCCGUUGGAGAGUUUAUGCAGCCUGAGUUUCUGGCUACUCUUACUGAGUGCAGGCAUCGGCAUCGGUUCUGGAGUAGUGGUCAUCAAUAAUUUAUCACAGCUGGUCGAAGCACUUGGAGGGAAAUCUGCUGACACUGAUGUGUCUCUUAUCAGCACUGCAAAUGGUCUAGGAAGGAUAAUUACUGGGAUAGCCUCAGAGACUCUCCUUCACAAGUAUGGAUUACCACGCUCCACUUGUCUCUGUGUGGCAACUGCAGGCCAAACAUUGGCACUGCUUCUGGCGGCAUUUUGCAAUUUCAGAUUCUGUUUGCAAAACAUUGUGAAAUCCACCAGAUCAUUUCCAUUUGGAACAUACGCGAUGGCGUACGUGACAGGCAUGUGGUAUGACUACCAGGCCAGGGCUCAGGAGCAUGACAUGGGGUCAGCACAUCUCAUGGCGUCCGCAUCAGAACUCGUGUGUCGGGGUUCACAAUGUUUCCGAGGCGCAUUUCUCAUCUGUUUUGCGAUGUCAUCCUUUGGCCUUGCCUGCUCAAUUCUUCUCGCUUACCGUACUCGCGGAGUAUAUCGGAACGUCAUCAUUCAUCAGAGGCGAGCAAUGAGAGAAGGUUUGAGGUAGCUGGGUUUCCUGUCUCAGAAGAGCCAGAGCGGGGGGGGGGGGGGGGGGGGGGGGGGGGGGGGGGGGGGGGGGGGGGGGGUGAGUGGACGACUCUUUGACGAUUUGUCGACGACUCGUGGAUGACUCGUUGGGAUGUUUCGAGCGAGCACUCGUGGACUCAAUUAAUUUUAUUAUUAUGGAGACUUAGUGUGGAGAAUUAGUGUAUCAAACGAAUACUUCAACGUUCGAGAAACGACUUUUUGUUUGAUGGCUCUCAAGACUUUGACGACUCGUCGACGGCUCGUUUGACGAUGAUGGCCCGUGAUGACUCUUCGAUCGAUGACUCGUUGAUGGCUCUUAGGUGACUCGUGAAUGACGACUCAAUGAUGACAUGGAUGGUAGUGACUCAUGGAUGGAUAGCUUGUGGAUGACUCGGGGGUCAACGCAUGGUUGACUCGCAGAUAACUUGGCGGUUGAUGUGAAGGACUUGUGGGACGACUUGUGGAGAGCCUUUGCAAAAAUGGUAAAGGAAGAGAAAAGAAGAUAUGAAAAGAAGAGGAGAAGCAGUUGGGGAAAAAGUUGGGGAAAGUGAAGAGGACAGGGAAAGAGAAAUGAGCAAACAGGAGUAGAAGAGAGAGAGAGAGGGAGUGCGAGGGUGCAACCCUGUUCUGACAUGAUUGCAGGCACAAGUGUGACGAGGAGAGAGGAGGAGAAAAAGGAGAGUGGGGAGGAAGAAAGGAGUGAAGCUAGAAACAUACAAGGUUGAACCAGACAGAGAGGAUGUAAAGAGGAGAGGGUGGAGAGUACGCGACGUAAGGAAAGAGGAAGAGGGGGAAGAGGAAUGUGCUGUCGAAGCCGCAGGCCAGCUGUAAUGACAGGAGAGAAGAGAGGGAAGAAAGGCAAACAAUGAAGGAGAAGAAAGGAGAGUACAUGCGACUCUUUUUCGGAGAGCUGAUCAUGUGGCUGACACGUUCGGAGCACAUGAUGACAGCGUAAGAGGUCAUAAGAGAGCAGCAGAUGGCAGCAAGGGGAGAAGCAGGGAAAAGGCUGAGAAGAGAAGCGCCAAGCAUCCAAAUCGCGUGCCCAAUCUAUUGCAGAGAAGACAACAGAGGACCUGAGACUCUCUCUUCGUAAGAGGUUGAUCGUGUGUGUAGCUAAUAUGCUCUGCGGAGUCUGCGCACAAUGCCCCGCAUGAUGAAAACACAGAAGCAGGGAGAUGAGAGUAGAAGACACCAAGGAUGGAGAAGGGGGAAAGGGGAGAAGAGAGAAGUGAGUGUACAGUCUCUUUUGUCCAAUCUACACCAGGCGAACGCUAACAGGUUGGGACUCAGCAAAAAAGAGGGGGGGGACAGGAAACGGAAAACAAAGGAGGCCCCUGGGGAAAUCCGAAAAAAAAAAAAAAAAAAAAAAAAAAAAAAAAAAAAAAAAAAAAGGCAACGAUGCGAGGAAGAUGAGCAUGUCCCCUGCAUGAGGAUGACAUGCGCAAAUCAGUGGCUUUGUCGACCUUCUUCUCAUCCUUGGAGGAAAUCAAGCGCCAAGGGACAGAGAUGUCCUGUCCAUGGCGGUUGGUGGCUCAAGAGAUACCAUCCAUGCAAGGAAGGAAGCAGUGGCAAGGAAGACGGUACGUCGUGACAGCUAAUCCAAUGCAACAUUGACUCAGUUUAGCUCAUAAGACUUAAAUCACCAGUACUUCCUGAAAACGCUCCCGUAUACGCCGAGCGAAAUUUGGAAUGAACGGGCCUGGGCCGG